This is a messenger RNA of Cynara cardunculus var. scolymus (artichoke), 629 nucleotides long. RefSeq names its product 40S ribosomal protein S25. The transcript has 4 exons. Gene Ontology annotation, molecular function: structural constituent of ribosome. The record is from RefSeq and is a predicted model, not a curated record. Lineage: Eukaryota; Viridiplantae; Streptophyta; Magnoliopsida; Asterales; Asteraceae. Gene Ontology annotation, cellular component: cytosolic small ribosomal subunit. Bases 74 to 400 code for a protein of 108 amino acids.
CUCCAUUUCUGUGCGCAGCUUCUUUUUCUUCAGAACUUUGCAAGUCUAGCCGAACUACAGAUUUUCAGAUAUCAUGGCUCCCAAGAAGGAGAAGGCUCCCCCUCCGUCGUCUAAACCGGCCAAGUCUGGUGGUGGAAAGCAGAAAAAGAAGAAGUGGAGCAAAGGAAAGCAAAAGGAGAAGGUGAACAACAUGGUUCUAUUUGAUAAGGCAACUUAUGAUAAGCUUCUAUCUGAAGCUCCAAAGUUCAAGCUGAUCACUCCAUCCAUUUUAUCAGACAGAUUAAGGAUCAAUGGAUCGUUGGCACGAAAGGCAAUCAAGGAUUUGAUGGCAAGAGGUGCAAUCAGGAUGGUAUCUGCUCAUGCUAGUCAACAAAUCUACACCAGGGCCACUAAUACUUGAGAGAUGCUAGUUUAUCUGAGACUAUGUCAAGGCAUGAUUUUCUCAUUUUCUGUCUUAGUUUUUUGUUUAUUGCGAGAUUAAGUACCCAAUUACCUUUCUUCAUGCCAUACUUUUGUCAUCUUAAAAGGGCUACUAUGCCAUAUUUUGAGAUUCAAUUGCGCACAUGUGUCGAUCUUAAAUUCUUAAUCUAUAGAAGUUCAUUUUGAAUCAAAUUCCGUGAUUUCCGUGA